Molecule: messenger RNA, 1372 nt
Organism: Anguilla anguilla (European eel)
Lineage: Eukaryota; Metazoa; Chordata; Actinopteri; Anguilliformes; Anguillidae
Product: keratinocyte-associated protein 3
Exons: 7
Coding region: 101-778 (225 amino acids)
Source: RefSeq, a predicted model, not a curated record
GCUAGGGAAAAAAGAAAGACAAAAGGAGAAAAUUAUUUCCAUGCAAAACAUUUUACCUCUCACAACUUCUGAAAAUUUGUAUGAUUCUUAAGCGGACGAAAUGUGUGGAUUCGAUAAACUCAAGGGGCCGCGACGACUAAUGAAGAAAGGAAUAACACUGAUUUUCGUUGGCCACAUAAACUUACUCUUGGGUGCAAUUGUUCAUGGCUGCAUUUUGCGUCAUAUUUCUAAACCGAACGAUAAAAUCACGACCGAAUACUCUGCUGCCAACGUAAUAUCUGCGACUUCAGGACUGCUGAGUAUUGCAACUGGCAUCAUUGCUGUUUUGGUGUCUAAAAAUCUCUCUAUUUGGAAAAUGCAUGUGGGUCUUCUGGUAUCAUCUUUCCUGAAUGCCCUGUUGUCUACUGCCUGCUGUGUGGGUCUGCUCCUGGCCAUCACUCUCACCAUUGAAGGGAACGGUCACAGUCUUAUGGUGGGCUGCAACUCCACUGGCCUUCCCAUCAGCCCCCACUCGUCUUUCAUGACAGACUGCCCCUUUGACACCACCCGCAUUUACGACACCACUCUGGCCUUGUGGUUUCCCAGUGCACUGCUAGCAGCAGUGGAAGCAGGACUGUCCAUCUGGUGCUUCAUAGUAGGGCUAACUCUGAGGGGCCUUGGGCCCUGCAUGCACACCUAUCUAAGAGAGCAGCUUGAAGAAGAGGCCAUGGCCAUCAGAAUGGGGACAGACUCAAAUUUUUUCUCUCAUCAGCUCAUUGGACCCCAAUCUGUUAACUAAUGAACAAGAACUCUGGAAGCCUGUGUUCCCUAUCUUAGAAAAACCACAAGACAACGAGCAGUUACAUUUCAGGAGGACUUCUUUUGCCUGUAGAUUUAGUCAAGGUUCCAAAUCUGAUUGUGUAAUAUAAUAUAUUAUAAUAUAGUAUGUAUGCUUUGCACACUCCUUGUCUGCACUGGCCAUAGAAAAACUUCUUCAUACAAGGAUUUGAGACUUGUCUUCAAUCAGAGGCAAAUAUUAUUACAAAACUGCCUGCAUGUAUAUGAGGCAUUCGACCAGACAUGUAUUUAAUCAGCAGUAAAUCAGCAUUCAUACUAUUUUGUUUUAAAUGAAUCAAAUUGUCUAAAAUGUUUUUAUCGGGAUGAGGGGAAUGUGAAUACAUUUCAGUUCAUUUUAAUUUGGUCUACAGACAUACAUAAGAUGCCUUCAGAGAAUAACAUUUCUCAUUCACAAAACUGUUCACAGUUCCCCCCACCCUAUAAUCAGUAUUUUGUAAAUAGGCCUUUGGCAGCAAUUACAGCAGAAUGUACAGCUGCAGAACAGAAUGCCCUUCUUGUGUUUCACUAUACAAAUAAAAUGUCCCAUUCUGUUGUU